This is a messenger RNA of Girardinichthys multiradiatus, 6046 nucleotides long. RefSeq names its product CDC42 small effector 1 (gene cdc42se1). Bases 387 to 710 code for a protein of 107 amino acids. Gene Ontology annotation, biological process: regulation of Rho protein signal transduction. The transcript has 5 exons. Lineage: Eukaryota; Metazoa; Chordata; Actinopteri; Cyprinodontiformes; Goodeidae. Gene Ontology annotation, cellular component: plasma membrane. The record is from RefSeq and is a predicted model, not a curated record. Gene Ontology annotation, molecular function: small GTPase binding.
AGCGGAAAAAAAAGAGGAUGCAUUUCCUGGUUGGAGCCACACCUCACACACAGAAAGAGGCAGACUGUCAGAGAACUGCAGCUGGUUCAUGAUCUCACUGCUUCAGCCGCUCUCUGCUCAUCUCUGAUAAAAGUCGCAACUCUAAACGUGCGAGUUUGGAUUUUAAAGUUUGAAUCGAAAACGCUUUAUUUUUUUUUUGAGGAGUAAAGUUUUUUUUAUUUUAACUUUUUCGACUGAGGAUCAUCUAACAGAGGAAAUUUGUGGAUAUCCUUAUUUUUCCCAUCUGAAUCAGCUGGAGUCCACCUAUAGAUUGUCGUUUGUCUGAGGUGGGGUUUUCUCAGGGUUUUACCCUCUGACUGCCUAUAUUUGUGUGGCUUUUUGUCUGGAUGCCCCAGGAUUAUCCACAGGCUGCUGUUCCUUCUCGGGCCUGCAGGGCGGCAGCAGAGAUCAACGGCCGGCCGCUGGACAGGCAGACCAUCGGCAUGAGUGACUUCUGGCACAAGAUGGGCUGCUGUGUGGUAGCCAAACCCCCUCCGAAGAAGAAAAGGAGAAAGAUCGACCGCAGCAUGAUCGGGGAACCGACAAACUUUAUCCACCUCACGCACAUCGGCUCUGGGGAGAUGGGAGACGGUCUGCAGCCGUCAGGGUCUGUUCAGGAGCAGAUGAGGUCUAAAGGCCCCAACAUGAAUGGCAGGAACAGCCUGUUAUAGCCGGAUUGUAUUAAAUUGACUCAGACCAGCUGACUGACCUCCUCCGCACUCUGAACCUGUCCUCCAACAUCCAGCUGAUGGCUUUAACCACCCAGCAGCCCUACUGAUGUGUCAUUGAGCAACAGUUGCCCCCUUGCGACCUUCAUUUCAGAAUGUUUGAGCAAGUGUAAAAAAUGUUUUAUUUUUUUCUCCCUGGUCAGGUCUGAAAAUUGGUAGCCAAACAAGAAUUAUAGAGAUUUUCUUUUUGGGGGGUUAAAUUUGGCACCAGCUCCAGAAUUCAUCCUGUAUAAUAAAGCUAGGAACUCAGACUCUUAAAGCUGCCCCAACUGUUAUAUUUCACUGGAAAAAAAUCCCUCAAAAGACUUCAUUCUUACACUUUAGUUGGAAAUUAUACAGGAUGUUCAUCUUUUGAGGUGUCUCCCAUCAGUAUUAAAUUAAACAAAGAGCUACCACCACUGGGCCUAGCAUCUUUUACUGAAAUACAGAAAACUGAGUUACUAUAUAAUAAAAAUCAAAUCAGGAAUAUAAGAACAGCUUUUAACUGUUUUCUGAUCUUGGAAACUUCCCAGAUGGAUCUUAAUUUCCAAGGUGUUUUAUUCUGCUAAACUCUUUGUAUUCAGAAUCUGUGUUGGCUUAUUGUUUCCCAACCAUUUAGUUUCAAUAGGUGUGCCAUGGACAUCACUAGACAUCAUUUCCCAGAAUGCUUCAGUUUGGCCAUCCCCUGCUUCUGGGGCUCUAUGACAACAGACUCUUGUUUUAAGGAGACAGGAAAGUCCCACGAAUCUUUGCUACACUGGACUGAAGUGUGUAUGUGUUGAAUUGGAGGAGUGUGUGUGUGUGUUUGUGUUUUCUAUAUCUGAACUUUGUGGGGAACGUCAGUGAUUUUAUUUGUAGACAUUUAGGGCAAGUCCUUGGCCUCUCUUUUUAGAGAACCAGGUUUAGGGUCAUGGGACUGCAUUAUGUCAGCAACAGUCCUAAAAAUGAUAGAAAAGAAGCACAGACAUGUAAAUGUGUGUGUCAUAGUGUUCCCAGUUUAAAUAUAAACAACCCAAUUUCAGUUUUUUUCUUUGUUUUACUCUAAGAGGUUGUCCAGCCCAUCCCAGUAUUGGCUCGGGAAAUGAAAAUGGUUUUCUGCCCUCACUGUUUAAGAUAUUUCUAUUAUUUUAAUACAUUUAAUGCUGCAUUUGGUAGAGGACAUACAGUUUGACUGCUUUAUCUUGUGAGUGCUUGACUUAAAAGAAAAUCUGUUAUUUGUAAUUUCAUGCUGUGUUUUGGGAUUUAUUGUGUGAUAUUUGUAAAAUUUAUUCUGCUCGUUUUCUUUGGCAUUUCUCCCAAUCCUAAUUAUCUAGUUUUGCUUAUUCAGAUUUUUUUAUUUUUUUUUAUUUUAGACAUUAAGUGUAUAUGUGGAUGGAGUCAAAGGUUCUGUUUUUCAUGUUUUUGAGAGAAAAAAAAAACACUUUGAGAUAUUGUGGAACUGAAAAAUAAUCUGAGACACUUUGAACUACAAUAUUUACAUUAGAUGAUUUUUUUAUAUAAAAUCUGUUCAGGUUUUUUGCUUUAUGGUUAAUCAGAAAGAUUAAUUCUAGCACUUUGUAAGAAAUAAAUCUUGUGCAGUACCAAAUAAAAAUGUAUAGUCCCUUUAAAGAAUUCAAAAUAGAAAUACAUUUUUAUUGUAAAUACUUUAUUUUAUACUUUGAAUUUUGUACCCACAUCAUGGUUCAAAUGUGUCAGUUCGCUAUGUAACACACCAUAAAGACACUGAGAAGAGGAAGAAAAAGUCAGCUCAGUGUCAUCUCACUCAGUAUCUUAUAGUUUUAAAGUAUUAUACAUUCACAUCUUUAAUGGAAGUGAAAGCCCAGACUCGUUGUAAUUCAAAUAUCUGGACAAUUUUCUUUUUCUGGUCCAAAAAUGUCUCAAUCAAACCAGACAGAGAUGACAAAAUACAUGUGGAAGAUUUCCAUUUGGGAGUUGAAAAAAUACUGGUAUAAAGCUAAUCCUAUUUUUCUUUUUGCAAUAAUACAGCGAAAUACUGAACUGAGUUUCAAACAUGAAUGUUUGUUGAAGCUAGAGUUAGCAAUGUCGCACAGCUAGGUGUUACAGAAAAUUGGUGGUUUAAAACUCCUGCUUUAAAAGUGGUGGAAUUGUUAAAAUUCUUGUGAAAAAUGUAUUUAACUGUUUAUAAAGGUAGACAGAAAUAAAAAGUAACUGCUGAAAUUGAAUCUUUAUCUUUAGCCUUUGCAUCGAGGCACAGCUAACUGCUACAGGAAGCUGAACAAUUGGUUUACAAAGUGCAUGAAACAGUAAUUUAAACAACUUUUAAUGGUAAAAAUGCUCAUGAAAUAUGUCAGGUGUAUCAUUGCUGUAGAGGAAGACAGAAAUGAAAGAAAAACACUGCUACACACAAUUCUUCCAUUGUCAUUCCUCAAUGUGCAGAAGCUAGCAUUAGCACUGCAGCACAGCUAGCUGCUCUAAGGGAAAGAAAAUGUCUGGUUUAAAACUCAAAACUGUUUAUUUAAUGUGUUUGUUGUUUGUAAACAUUUGAGCAGACAAUUGGAGGGUGUUUAGCUAAUUUUGAUGCUUCACUACACCUCACCUAGCUAUUGAAGGAAGUUGGAAAAGUUGUAGUUCAAAAGCCUUGUUAAUCACUGCUUUAAAAGUGGUGGGCUACACAUGACAGAUCAUUGUUUGGUGUCACGUUAUCAUACAGGGGGGGAGGAAAUGAAACAUAACUCUUCUGAAACAGAGUUCCUAUUGAUCAUCCUUGUUUUUAUAAUAGCUAAAGGUUUAGCUCAUAUGUUCUAAAUAAAUGUUACAUUUAUAAAACAAAAAAUGUUGCUCCCCUGGGGAGGAAGAUAAUCAGUCAGUUGAGGUAGGUUCCUUGAUUUAAUUCAGAGCUGCAGCUAAUGCAAUACCUGAUCUAUUCAGACUGUUUUGAUCCAGUGAAGAUCCCUGAAUUGAUAAAAUAUCUUAAUCUAAACCUUCAACUUGUAUGUUAAGACCAAUUUCCAAUCAAAUUACUUUUACCUUUAGGUUUUCCUUUGAUUACCACUCAUUUUAGAUAUUGUUGACCUAUACUUUUUGAACCGCUGCUUACCACAGGUUUUUAAGGUUGCAGCAAAUCUUUACUCAAGACACUUGCUAUAAAUUCAAAUACCCUAACCAAUUACAGAGCUAUAUGUGAACCCCAUUUCUUAUGUAAAUUACUUGAAAGAUAUCAAUUAUGUGAGCAUUUACACUGCCACAGUUAAUUUGAAGAGUUUCAGUCAGGUUUCAGAGUUCAUCAUAGCACAGAAACUGAGCUGCUGAAAGUAAUUAAAGAUAUUCUUAUAGCCUCAGAUACGCCUAUACUUGUCUUGUUUGAUUUGAUUCGGUUUAGAUAAUGUGUCUGAUAGGUUCCAAUUUAUUUAUGUUAAUGAGAAAGUUUUGUCACUCUACAUCAUUUGUUACGGGAUGCUCCAGGGCUCGGUGCUCGGGCCAAUACUCUUUAAAAUGUUUCCACCAAGUUAAAUUAUUAGACAGCAUUAGAUGCAUUUCUGAAAUGUUGGACCGAAGGUUAGAAAAGCAGCAGUCUCCCGGUCCAUUUUCUUUUUUUUGCUAAGCAUGGUGGAAAAACAUUUUUUCUUUUUUUUUUUUUUUCAAGUUAAAUCAAGAACCAAAGCAAAAACAAAUGCAGGAGUACCCUAAAGUUAAGAACACUUGAACUGAACUUUGCUUGACAUUGGUGACUUACCUAGGGAAAUCCCAGGUCUGCAUGGAAACUGAUGAGUCACGGUGUUCCUCCUCCGCUCUGCUGCUGUCAUAGUGACCGUCCACUUCUUCCCUGCAAUUGACAGUAAAGAUGGUGAAUUUCUGUUUUAAGGGAAAUUCUGAGCUGCAGCUUCUGGUCAUGAUAUGUUCAGAAAUCUCCUCUCAAUGUGUGAGUUUAGAAAUGGCUUCUUAUGCUCCUUUUAUGGCUCCCCCAAUAACUUUUAAACUUUAAGUUUUUGCCUAAACUAUGUUUCAAACAGACCUUGAAAUCUCCAGCGGAAAGUCUUACAAUUUACAUUUGAGCUGUGAACAUUUAAACAUAGUUCACAGUUCAGAUGCUUGAAGUGAUGCAGGAAAUAGUUUUGGUUUCAACAGACCCUUUAUGAAUGGCUCUGGUUCCAUUUGGACACCACAUGUUUGUUUGAAGACUUCCCAUCCUCUUCGAGUUUGGAGUUCAAAAAGAUGAAAAGCUUUCACAUUUAUGUCGACCUUCUGUCCCCAUCUUUAUUACUCCUCCUCUAAUUCGUGGAAACUCAAACCUGUUCUCUUGGUGCUGAAAUGUAGUUCCUUUUGUUUAUCUUGACCACUGUUUCUCCCUUCCUCUUCCUCUUCCUGUUUGAUUCCCAUCUACACUUACAGUCCAACAACACUGGAAAACACUUUUCUCCUCAGACUCACCUUAAAGCAGGAGCAGAAAUAUGAUUCUUAUCUCUUAAGUCAUUAUUAUUAAACUAUCCAUGUGCGUUUCAUUGUUUUGUAAAAUAGGACUGUUGUAUUAUUGUCUGAAUAUGUCACAUAUCAGUGCUCUAUGCGUGUAUAAUCUGUAAAGUAUUCAUCACAAAGCUCAGAACAUCUAUUGGUCCUGCAGUCCAAACCAGAGAUGAACAUGUUUACAUGCUGAAGAAUCAAUCUAUGGGUGUUAAAUGUAUUAAAAGAAUUGAGAAAGAACCUUUUGUUGGCUUCAUCUGAAAGCUCAGCUUUGUGGUGCUUUUAGUUCACAAUCUAUUUUAAGUUGUUCUAAUGACAGUCUGCUAAUUUAGUAAGAUUUGAGGAACAAAUUAAAACACACCUGAAUCAUCCUUGGGUUAUUUGCAGAUGACAUAGAAGUAGAAUAAAACCUGAUAUCUGAAAUAGGUGUAUUUUUAAUAUUACAACACAAUUAGGUCUGGAACGUGAUAAACUUUAACUGGACUGACUGUUUUAUCUGAACUCAAAUUUCAAACAGAAGAUGGAGAAUGUUUUAAAAAAAUUCUGUUUUUUUAUCUUUAGCUUCAAGGCAAAAUUAUUAGAAUUUAAUAUGAAUUUGGUUUUCAAUUUAAGAAUCAAAUCUUAACUGCCAGCUGUGUUUAUCAUUAAAGAUAAAUAAAAUUUUCCCCUGAUUACUUAAAAGGUCUUUACCUUCAUAUGCAGUGAAUAUAUAUAAAUUGUGUUAUGAACAGGGGAAUUGUGUUUGAUGGUAUUUUUUUGUAUUUGCAGUUUGGGUUUUGUUAUGUAACCUGUUCCUCCUUAGCAGGAACAGAACAGACUUUAUUUUUCUUAUGUAAUAAGUGUCUCAUGGCGGCUGAAUAAAUCUGCUGUUUUCUUCUUGA